CGGACGGUCAACGGUUUCGUAGACCUGUCUCGACUGAAACACAUCCAGUUCGUGACUUUUCCCCGGAACGAGCGCGACUGCCGCGCGAACUCCCGUGCACGUUCAAGUUGCAUUCUCGAUCUUAAUACGGUGCAUUAACGCUGUAGUUGCAUUUAUGGCAUUAUUUACUGUGACGUCAUUAAUGCAUUCAUAAUGUGUGCUGAUUGAAGUUGAUUUCGUUUUAAUUGGAUUACAUGAAAUGGAAAGGAAAAGGAAUAUUGUUAUAAUCAUAAAAUAAGUUGUAAACGUGAAAUAAGUUAACACUGUGGAAUUCUGAGUGGGACUGUGCCUGACCUGCUCAAGCAUGUUCCGACCGACAUUAUUCCGCGGCCUGAGCGUCGACUCAGCUGAUGUAACCAACUAUGAAAUUGCCAGAAGCCGGCGUGCGUCGCUCUCCGCAGAGCAGCGGCGGAAACUGAGCAUGCUCAGGACGUCGAGCAUCCCAGCACCGUUGAGUCCGGUGAGCCACAUUUACCAUUUGGUACCCUGCCCGAGAAAAUGCUGUUAUCAGAAAUACGUGGUCAGUACGGACCGGAGUGGCGAUAUACAUGUUCAUGUACAGGGUGACUUGAGUCAACAAGACAAGAGAUGUGUGUUCCUCACGGUCCAUGAUCUCGGCACUAAUCACACGUCUAUGGUGGACUUCGUGACAUGUCCAGCCAUGAGUGAGAUAAAGGAGCGCUCGUGUUUCAUACACGUCGACGUGCCGGGACACGAGGAGAAUUCCCCGGAUUUGCCUGACUCCUACCAGUUCCCAUCACUACAGACACUAGGAGAAGAUAUCAUUACUGUUUUGGAUUUCCUCCAUGUCCGAUACGCUGUCGGGCUUGGCGAAGGUGCUGGCGCUAACGUCCUCGCCCGCUGUGGACUGGCUCACCCUCGCAGGCUCCUGGGCCUGAUCCUGGUGAAUUGUACCGCCUCCACAUCCUCAGUAUCGGACGCCUUUCGCAGCAGGUUCUCCCGCUGGAAGGGUACGGAUAUUUCACAGUCUGAAGAAGAUUUCCUAAUCUACCACAAGUUUGGACAUCAAAUCUCAAGUGAUUCGUUCGAGGCAGGCGAGCGGGACCGCAUGCUCACCGAGUACAGGUCUCGUCUUCGAGGGAACCUGAACACUCACAAUAUAAAACAAUACGUGAAGGCGUUCAUCAAUCGUAAAGAUCUCCUAUUGAAGGGCUGUCAGCCAGAUAUUCUUCUAAUCACGGGCAUGCUCAGCCCUUACUCCGGAGUCGUGGAGAAGAUGUACAAGGAGUUGGAUAAAGAAAAGGUUACCAUAUUGAAGGUGGAUCGAGUAGGUGACGUGCUGGCUGAAGCUCCAGCCAAGGUCUCCCAGUCCUUACUCUUGUUCUGUCAAGGACAAGGCCUGCUGACGUCACUACCGCCCCCGGGGAUCGAAAGGCGCAUGUCACGGGCUAUGUCCAUGGAGGAGUACGACAAGCCGAAUAUCAGAAGAUUGUCCCUGACUCCAAGUGUCUCGGAUUCUCCACCACCGAGGAAAUUGUAGACCAUGUGUGCAGCCUGCUCUAUAAAGGAGUAGGCUUAAUAUUAUAUUGUUUCACUAAAAGUGGCUUUAUAUUUGUUUGAAUGUCGUGAUAUGACGCGUCAGAACGGUAUCUGUUUAGUAUAUUUAGUAUGGUAACGUUCAUACUAGUACGCUUAAUGUGUUGUGAUGGCUUCUGUUAUUCCUCAUAAGAAACGAUCCCGGUAGAGUCAGAGCGGAGAUAUGUGUGAUGAGGCCAUUAUGACACGUCAGACAAAUGUAAGAAAUGUGUUGUGAUGGCUUCCGUUAUGCUUCAUAAGAAACGAUCCCGGUAGAGUGAGAGUGAAGGUAUGUGUGAAGAGGCCAUCAUGACAUGUCGGACAAAUGUAAGAAAUGUGUUGUGAUGGCUUCUGUUGUGCUUCAUAAGAAACGAUCCCGGUAGAGUCAGAGCGGAGGGACGUGUGAAGAGGCCGUCAUGACACGUCAGACAAAAGUAAGAAAAGUGUUGUGAUGGCUUCUGUUGUGCUUCAUAAGAAACGAUCCCGGUAGAGUCAGAGCGGAGGGACGUGUGAA
Molecule: messenger RNA, 2089 nt
Organism: Achroia grisella
Lineage: Eukaryota; Metazoa; Arthropoda; Insecta; Lepidoptera; Pyralidae
Exons: 9
Coding region: 344-1540 (398 amino acids)
Biological process (GO): signal transduction
Cellular component (GO): cytoplasm
Source: RefSeq, a predicted model, not a curated record